This is a messenger RNA of Tuber aestivum (summer truffle), 1038 nucleotides long. NCBI's taxonomy places the organism in Eukaryota, Fungi, Ascomycota, Pezizomycetes, Pezizales, Tuberaceae. The record is from the annotation of a GenBank genome assembly.
AUGGCUCCUCCUAUCACCAACCUUUUCGAUGCGACCACCCAAGACAUAGAGAUGCUCCUGGCUGCCCAGGCUCAUAUAGGAUCAAAAAACUUGCAGGUCGGUCUUUGCGCGGAUUAGCGGAUUCUACGGCUUUGGAGUACCUGUGCUGACUGGAGCUCGGACAGGUUCACAUGGACCCCUACGUCUGGAAGACGAGACCUGAUGGUGUAAACAUCAUCAACAUCGGAAAGACCUGGUAAGUCCAUUGAUAAUAAGGCCCGAUCUUUGCUCCCUGAGGUCGGCUUCCUUGGGGCCAUUGAAACUUGGCCGUAUUUUUCUAACCCCGAAGAUAGGGAGAAGAUUGUUCUUGCUGCUCGUAUUAUCGCUACCAUUGACAAUCCGGCUGAUAUCUGUGCUGUGUCUGCCCGCUCUUACGGCCAGCGGGCCGUCCUGAAGUUCGCUGCUCACACCGGUGCUACUGCCAUCGCCGGUCGCUUCACUCCCGGCAACUUCACAAACUACAUCACUCGUUCGUUCAAGGAGCCCCGCCUUAUUAUCGUUACCGACCCCCGCACCGACGCUCAGGCCAUCAAGGAGGCUUCGUAUGUCAACAUUCCUGUUAUCGCUUUGUGUGAUACCGACUCCCCUACCGAGUUCGUGGACGUUGCUAUCCCCGCCAACAACAAGACUCGUCAUUCUAUUGGCCUCAUCUGGUGGAUGCUUGCCCGUGAGGUCCUCCGUCUCCGUGGAACCAUUUCGUCAAGAGAGGCUGAAUGGGACGUCAUGGUCGAUCUUUACUUCUACCGCGAUCCUGAGGCUGAGGAACAGAAGGCUGUUGAGGAGGCCGAUAAGAUUCCCGGUGCUGAGGAGGUUGUUGAGGGUGGGUUCUCUACUGGUGCUGCUGCUGGUGGCGAGUGGGAUACCUCCAACACUGCUGGAACCUUUGUGCCUCCCGAAGCUACUGGCACUGGAACUAGCUGGGAUGCUGAGGCAACAGGAGGCGAGUGGGCUGCGGAUACUACCGCAGCUGAAAUCCCGGAGGCCACGAGCGGUUGGUGA